UGUCUGUUAAUUUUUUUAUCAGCCACAUUUACAAAUACCACACAAAUACAAUAGCGUUUUUUACAAAAUUUUUGUUGGAAUUCUUAUUUUUAUUAAUUAAAAACCACAUGUGCCGAAAAAGGGAUUCGAAAUGCUUUGUGCAUAUGUAAAACAACCAGUGAGAAUUGAAUAGAACAAGUGCAAAUUUUAUCCAAAAAAUUCACCACCCCAUUUGAGGUGGUAACCCCGGCCAUUUAAAUGGUGCUCACUGGUGCCAUGGAGAGACGAAUCAAAUUGAAAACUUUAAAUAGCCAUAUAACGUGCAAAAUAUGUCGUGGCUAUUUAAUAGACGCAACAACUGUCACCGAGUGCCUACACACAUUUUGCAAGAGUUGUUUAGUCAAACAUUUGGAGGAAAAGCACACGUGUCCAACAUGUCAAAUAGUUAUUCAUCAGUCUCAUCCUUUGCAGUAUAUCAGUUUUGACAGAACAAUGCAAGAUAUUGUUUACAAAUUGGUUCCUGAUCUUCAAGAAAAUGAGAUUAAAAGAGAACGAGAAUUCUAUAGAGCACGUGGGCUGCCUUGUCCCAAAGACAUUUUGCCAAAUGCCGGUGAAAUGGAGGAGGAAAAACCAUCUGGCGAUACACACGCGGAAUCUGAUUAUCAUCGAGCGGACGAACAAGUCAAUGUGUGCUUGGAGUGCAUGAAUGCAAGUCUAAAAACUUUAAGACGAAGAUUCAUCAGAUGUUCCGCACAAGCAACCAUUACUCAUCUAAAGAAAUUUAUAGCGAAAAAAGUUUUAAAUGGAAUUGAAAAAUAUCGCGAUAUUGAUAUUUUGUGCAAUGACGAACUAUUAGGAAAGGACCAUACGUUAAAAUUUGUCUAUGUAACGAGAUGGAGGUUCCGGGAUCCACCAUUAAGGUUACAAUAUCGACCGCGCAUAGAUAUUUAGAGGAACUCUUUUUAAUUACGGGCCAAGUGAUGAUGGGGUAAAAAAAGCAAAUUUUUUCCUAUCGCAUUUUAAUCUCGUUUUUAAAUUCCAUUUGUCCGAUAUUUCUUAGUACUUAUAUAAACAAUAUAAAUAUAUGUGUUAUUCGCAUAUAUAAUUAACAUUUGCGAUGAAUAUUCAAGCAAACAUUUAUAAUGAUCGUUCAGAUUUAAGAAGAGAACGUGAUGAUCAAUUUUUUUUCUUCGGGUACCAAAGGUGAACUAAUAUACAAAUAAUUUUUUUUCAAGUAUAUUUUAUACGAUCAAAGUGUCCUCCAAUUUUUAUAAUUUUAUCUGAUGAAUUUUAUAAUUUAAUUUUGGUACCCGUGUGAUUUUUUUUCAGCAACUUUUGCUUUUUUUGUUUUUUGAAAAAAGAAUAAUACCAUUUUAGUGAGAAAUUUUUAUCAAAAAAAAAGGGAAAUUUUUUUGAAUUUUUAAUUUCUCAACAUUGUCAUGUAGACGAAAAUUUGCAAAAAGCAAGCUCCAAAGAGCCGUUAGCUAAUUUUUUGUUUAAAAUUUGUGAAUAACGUUUAUCCAAUUUAUUUGAUGGGAUUAAUUUUGUAAAAAUUAUUUUUUUUUUACUUUAUUUUUUUUUUAUAACAAGAAUAUUGAAUUUUAAAGACAGGAUAAUACCAAUCUUAAUAAUAGUGACAAUUUUUUUUAACUCGAUUGAAAAGAAAAUCUCUAGAUAAAUUAGCAUUAGUUCACAAUCAUAAUAUAUUUAUACUCGAUUGAUUUAUUACUCACGUCUCAAUCUGAUUUUUUUUAAGACUGAGAUUGUCAAGUUAAAAAUCUUGACAGUUUAUCCUCAAAUAUUGAACGAUUUUGUCAUUUUUGAUAAUUGAAUUUCAAAGGAGGACAAUUAUUAUA
Messenger RNA from Leptopilina heterotoma, 1835 nucleotides. It is a transcript of the gene l(3)73Ah, whose product is annotated as polycomb group RING finger protein 3. The transcript is spliced from 5 exons. NCBI's taxonomy places the organism in Eukaryota, Metazoa, Arthropoda, Insecta, Hymenoptera, Figitidae. The record is from RefSeq and is a predicted model, not a curated record. Gene Ontology annotation, biological process: regulation of transcription by RNA polymerase II. Gene Ontology annotation, cellular component: PRC1 complex. The coding region runs from base 238 to 930 and encodes 230 amino acids.